Eleginops maclovinus (Patagonian blennie) is the source of this 1815-nucleotide messenger RNA. RefSeq names its product cytidylate kinase (gene cmpk1). Lineage: Eukaryota; Metazoa; Chordata; Actinopteri; Perciformes; Eleginopidae. The coding region runs from base 116 to 775 and encodes 219 amino acids. Gene Ontology annotation, molecular function: ATP binding; UMP kinase activity. The transcript is spliced from 6 exons. Gene Ontology annotation, biological process: CDP biosynthetic process; 'de novo' pyrimidine nucleobase biosynthetic process; UDP biosynthetic process. Gene Ontology annotation, cellular component: nucleus; cytoplasm. The record is from RefSeq and is a predicted model, not a curated record.
GAAGUAGUGUCGUUCUGCUCCUCGACUUCCUACCACGGACGCUGACACGCAAUCACCCGGCAGCUCGGCUUAUUAUUCUUGUCCGCACCCCGUCUGGAGCUGCUGGUGCUGGUUUAUGAUCGGCGGUUUGUUCGCUAACGUGUUCCAGAGGCUGCCGAGCUUGUUGUACCGGGUGUCGCUGAAUAUGAAGCCGCAGGUUGUGUUCGUGCUGGGCGGGCCUGGUGCCGGCAAAGGGACCCAGUGCUCCAAAAUCGUAGAGAGCUUCAACUACACCCACUUGUCUGCGGGGGACUUGCUGAGGGCGGAGCGAGCUCGAGAGGGGUCGGAGUUUGGACAGCUCAUUUCCAACCACAUUAAGGAGGGCAAAAUUGUUCCAGUGGAGAUCACCAUCAACUUACUCAAGAAGGCAAUGGAAGAGACCAUGCAUGAAGACGAUAAAAAGUUCCGCUUCCUCAUAGAUGGUUUCCCCCGCAACGAGGACAACCUCCAGGGCUGGAACACGGUCAUGGACGGCAAAGCAGAUGUCAAAUUUGUGCUUUUCUUUGACUGCAGCAAUGAAGUUUGCAUCGACAGAUGUCUAGAAAGAGGGAAGAGCAGUGGACGCAGUGAUGACAACAGAGAAAGCUUGGAGAAAAGAAUCAAAACCUACCUGCAGUCUACACGACCAAUCAUUGAACUGUAUGAGAAAAAGGGCAAGGUGCACACUAUAGACGCCUCUCGCGGUGUGGAUGAGGUGUUUGCUGAUGUGAAAGCCAUCCUAGACAAAGAUGCUUGAGUCUCCCCAGCUGCCAACAACAUUCAUUUAUGUCUUUAGAUUUCUUUUUAUCACGUACACUAUAAUACGUUUGUAUGCCAAUUCAUGUGACUUUUUACUUUUGGUUAAAUUUGUUUGUUUUGUUUUACAUCUCCUUUGUAAAAGGCUGCACUAUUGGUUUGUGAAUGUGUACAAUAUGUAUCUGUAUGACUGAAAUUAGGGUUGCUUAACAGCUGCUAAUGAUCAGAAGAACACACAGCUUGUAGUCUGAGGCCUUCGCAGAGGGACAAAAUGUAUCGUUAGCUUAGCGGCACACUUUCUUGUCAGUCAAACACACAAAGUCUGAUAUACUUCACUAAUGUCUUCAGAAGAUCAUGCCAUCAGAAGCAGCCAUGAUGCUUCAGACCAAAUAGUUUGACAGGAUGUUCACAUACAGGGAUUCAUGUGAGAACAUCAAAUAGCUUCCAUAUAAAUGGAUAAACAUCUGUGUUUAAUGGACUAUGCUACAGGCGCAGUGCCAGUAAUUACCCAUAACAUUGUUUUUUCGUAGAUGAAUAUCUUCAAUAAAUAUCAGACUCCCUAACAGAAGGCCAUGAUGAGCUUCGACCCAUGAGAUCAUUGAUAAAACAUGAACAAAAACAUAACGUUUUGUUAUCUCUACUGUAUCUGUUUGAAGGAAGGGGGAUACAACUGAAAACUUAACAAUGAAUUGUUUCUCUUUGUUUUGCUCAAUUCAUUUUCAUCAUUUAGUCAAUAUGAUUUCCUUAUGUAGGUUUUGUGUAUUCAACUAUGAUUCUGAAGUCUACUUUUUUCAGAAGAUUUUAGGAGUUCAAAAAACCACAUGCCGGCUGUUGCGUUCAACCUAGUCAGCCACCAGGGGGCGCUGGAUAUCGCUAAAUAAUUUGAACAGGUAUUUCAAAGUUGCAUUUUAACAGCAUAAAUAAAUUGUCAUCGCUAAAUAAGGAAAUUAAUCUCUAAAAUGAUGAAAACAAAUUCACAGUUUGAAUAUAGAAAAUAUAAAAUAUUACAUCCUGUAUAUACAUUAAAAACAUUCAUCAGUA